AUGAACCCGUUCUUCCAGAACCAAUCAUGUGACCCUUUUACCCCGAGGGAGAAGCCGUGCGAGUUGGGAAACUAUGCGGUGUACUCAAUCAAUGUAUCGCAACCAGCAGAGGUUGUCGCAGGCAUUCAGUUCGCCAGCGAGCACAAUAUCAGGCUGGUGAUCAAGAACACGGGACACGACUACAUGGGAAAAUCAACCGGAGAAGGUUCUCUUUCUCUCUGGACCCAUAACCUCAAAGAGACUGAGAUCCUCUCAAACUACACAAGCCCCCUUUACAGUGGACCAGCCAUCAGGAUCGGUGCCGGUGUCAUCGGAGGCGAGCUAUAUGCCACCACUGCUAGCCAAGGGUACCGGGCUGUUGGUGGAACAUGUGCUAGUGUCGGCAUUGCUGGCGGCUAUGCAGCUGGGGGAGGCCAUUCGAUCCUCAACGGCCUGUACGGCAUGGGUGCUGAUAACGUGCUAGAGUGGGAGCUCGUCACGGCCGACGGCAAGCACAUAGUUGCCACGCCGUCAAACCAGUACUCCGACCUAUACUGGGCCAUGAGCGGCGGCGGUGCUGGAGUCUGGGGCGUCGUACUUAGUAUGACGUAUAAAAUUCACCCAGAUGGAAUCGUCGGCGGCGCCCGCCUGUCGUACAACUCAUCCUCGAUUGAGGCAGACACCUACUGGAAAGCCAUCGAGACCUUCUAUGCCUGGAUGCCUAUCUUCGUUGAUGGACUGGAUGGUGGUAACACGGCCGAGUACCUGGUCUCCGCAACCACUUUCGAGGGCGUCAGCUUCACGGUGCCUGGGCAGGAGGCAAGCGCUGUUGACACCCUCAUGUCACCCUACCUCGGCGAGCUCGACCGCCUAGGAGUGCCAUAUACGUACUCUUCAACGACGUCGCCAAACUUCAUCGACCAUUUCGGCGCCGAUCUGGGGCCAUUGCCUUAUGGCCCGUACCCAUCUAACACACUUUUCAGCAAUCGUCUUUUCCCACGAGCCGUGGUUGAAGACCCCCAGAGUAACUCUGCGCUUGUGGGAACGAUUAGGAACCUCACCGAAUAUCAAUAUGGAUAUUUCUUCCUCGGGUGCGAAUCAUUGCACGUCAAUGCCACCGGCCACCCUGAGAAUGCCGUCUUGCCGGUAUGGCGGGACACAAUUGCCGUUUGCACUGUCACUGGUUAUUGGAACUGGACUAUCCCAAGAGCUGAGAUGCUAUCACGCAAGGAGCAUCUUGCCAGCAUCAUCAAUCCAUCUUUAGAGGCCGUCACGCCUAAUUCCGGAUCGUAUCUGAACGAGGUCGAUUCAUGGUACAUCGGCGACUGGAAAAAAGAGUUCUAUGGCGCUAACUACGACCGCCUUUUGGAUAUCAAGACGAAAUAUGAUCCCAACCACCUAUUCUAUGCCUACACAGGCGUUGGCAGUGAUUUCUGGACUGUUGGAGAUGAUGGGAGGCUAUGUAGAGCCUAA
Anthostomella pinea is the source of this 1452-nucleotide messenger RNA. The record is from the annotation of a GenBank genome assembly. Lineage: Eukaryota; Fungi; Ascomycota; Sordariomycetes; Xylariales; Xylariaceae.